This is a messenger RNA of Chanos chanos (milkfish), 2432 nucleotides long. RefSeq names its product exocyst complex component 3-like 1 (gene exoc3l1). Lineage: Eukaryota; Metazoa; Chordata; Actinopteri; Gonorynchiformes; Chanidae. Gene Ontology annotation, biological process: exocyst localization; exocytosis. Bases 1 to 2325 code for a protein of 774 amino acids. The record is from RefSeq and is a predicted model, not a curated record. Gene Ontology annotation, cellular component: exocyst. Gene Ontology annotation, molecular function: SNARE binding. The transcript is spliced from 13 exons.
AUGUCCGACAGAGACAAGAAUGGCUGUGACAGUCAAGAAGAUGUCCCUGUCCCAGUGGAGGUGUGGCCUGAGCUGGAAAGGGCUGAGUGCCUGGCCCGGGGUGCUGCCCUAAAGUGGGCUUCAGGAGUCUUCUGUCGUCCUGAGCAACUGGAGAGACUGGGACAAUACAGAAAGAGAGAGAGUCAAAGAACCUCAUCCAUCCACUCUAGACUAAAAUCUGUUGUACAGUCAUAUCUGGAGGGGGUUGACUGGGGUCUGGAACAGUUACGGGAAGCACGGACAGAGCUGAGGGAGGUGUCUCAUGCCCUACAGAAAACAGUGGUAGAGUCCAGAAAAAACGCAGAGGGGAUAACAGCUUUGGAGACGAUGCGUGAACUGUCCAUAAAUCACUGUAAACUACUUGCUGCUGUUAGCAACCUGCCCCGCAUCUACUCGGUGCGAACAAUGAUCCAGGAGACAGAGCGACUGGUGGAGUCUCGCAGGCUUCUGGAAGCUCAUGCCAGGUUAAUGGAGCUAGAGGUCUGGCAGGAUGAAGUCCUACUGCAGCUGCGGGGCUCCGGAGAUGAGGACAAAGAACUGGUGCAGAAUUACUUCUCAGGCGUCGGCCGUCUGGUGGACGCUUUGGCCAAGGAGCUGUGGGCAGUGGUGGCAAGCGGGCUGGCACUGGCACGCCAGAACCCCACCCCUUUCGUUUCGGCCGUGCGGAUCGUGGAGAGGGAAGAAGCGCUGGAUAGGUCUCUGCUAGCGGAGAGAGGACCCACAGCGGACCACAGCAGACCCUUGCCACCAGGGAGACCUCGCUGCUGGAGAGAUCGCUUCUUCAAGGUGAUGGAGGAGGCAGUGUCAGCGCGUUUCCGCAGCGUGUCUUACCUGCACACGCGUGGGCCCGGUCUUGCUGGCCACCUCUCUGCCCUGCAGCAUGGCAUUAUGGGAGACCUAGACACAGUACGCCAUCUACUGGAGCACUGUGUCCCACCACACUACCAUCUAACGCAGGCUUAUCUGCGUGCCUGCCAUCGCUGCUUGCAAGCCCACCUGAGCCAGGUCAGCGGCUGGGAGCUGGAGAGUGGAGAGAUCUUCGCUGUCCUUAACUGGGUCUUGCAUAUCUAUAACAGUCCAGAGAUGAUGGGUCAUCCAGACAUUGUUCCUGAGAUGGAGAUGGAGGAAUUAGGACCCCUUAUAUCUCAAGAGGGUCUGGAACAGCUGCAGAACAAAUACGUUCAUAGUGUGCGGAAGAGUGUGUCAGAGUGGAUGCAGAAAGCUCUGGAAGUUGAGCUGACAGACUGGCAAAGGGAGCAGGAGCCUGAUGUUGAUCAUGAAGGUUACUACCACACCAGCCUGCCAACCAUCAUCACUCAGAUGUUAGAGGAGAAUGCACGUGUGGCUCUCAUGAUCAGUGAAGCUCUGAGGGACCAGACCAUUCAGAUGGGACUCUAUGAGAUGGAGACCCUCCUCAACAGGUUUCGGGAGGCUCUUGUCGAAUUUGGGAAGGAUCAUCGCAAAGAUCAAAGCACGAACAACAAUAAGUUCUACCUCCAUUAUUUACUGGCCUGCAUUAGCAACUGCAUCAUCCUCAAGACUUCCACAGAGAGCCUGCAGCAGCAGCUAAGUUCUCGUUCAUCAGUGAGGUUUUCACGGAGUCCCCUCGGGCAUCUGGCUGCCCUGGACCGCGCAGUGAGGAAAGCCUGCCGUCUUGUGAUGGAUCACCUACUGAUGGAAAUGCAGCCCUACUUACAGAACCUCAUGUCCCGUGCCUGGCUGGCCCAGGGAGAUGUCAUUCCUCAAGUGUGUGGGGUCCUGGAACGCCACUGGGAUCUGUUCAACCAUGUGAGACCACCUUGCCAACAGCGUCUGCGGGAGGAGUGUCAGUGGCUCACCGUGGUUGAAUAUGUACGAGCACUCAUGCAGAAGAGACUAAUCUGUCGGAACGCAGAGGAACGACGCCAGCUGGCACAAAGAAUGGCACAGGAUGCCCAGCAGCUAAAAGAACACUGCCAGGGCAUGGAAGGUGAGGGAAUCCUAACUGAGGGUAACCCCGUUGACUUGUUACCCGUGCUGGCAGACUUCAUUAAACUGAGAGAUCCAGGCAUGCUUACACUUGAAGUCUCUGGGAUGGUUGCCAAAUACCCUGAUAUCAGUGAGGAACAUAUCUCAGCACUGCUAGACAUCAGGGGAGAUGUCAGCAGGGACGUGCGAAGCUCUGUUUUGGAUUUACUGGAGCAGAUCGCCCCAGCCCUGCCGGCAGGAUACCGUCCCAUCUUCUCCGACAUCCUAGUGCCUGCUCCCAGCAUGCCUUUCUGUUUGCCUACCGCCAAAUGUGCCUGAGAAGACAUUUACUGGAUGUAGUCAAUAGACAGCAUUGCCUUAUCAUGACCUACGCAAAGCACCAGAGGAGAAAACAGUCAAUGUUCCCUGCUCCUUCCAUAUGUGCC